AUGGAGAGCGAAGUAAAAAUUUCCAUUACAACCUUGGCAAAGGAAAUCUAUUCUGGAGUUCUUGGUAGAUACGCAUCUGGGAAAUACGUUAUUCUGAAGAAUGUGGUCCGAAGGCAUCCGGGAUCUACUGAUAACAGGAGAGAUGUCUUUGUCUAUCCAGUCAUGAGGUUUAAGAUAGAAAAUAUCGGAGAAAUCGGAAUCACAUGGACUCCAAACAGUGGUGGAAAGGAGAAUGGGCUUCUGGUUUUGGAAAGCUUGGGGAGUAAGGCUAGAAUUCUUGAGGCCGGGGGAGAUAAAGGGAUAUGUUCAAGGUCCAGUGGAAGCCCGGAGGGUCUGGAAGGAACCAGAGGCGAAGUGGUGGAAAGGAUUCUGGAUACGCAUAGGAGUCCUAGGAUAGAGAGGUUGUUUAGGAGGCUUGACCUAGACUGUAUGCCCAGCAGAGCAACCCGGCAAAUAAGAUGA
Molecule: messenger RNA, 462 nt
Organism: Encephalitozoon intestinalis ATCC 50506
Lineage: Eukaryota; Fungi; Microsporidia; Unikaryonidae
Exons: 1
Coding region: 1-462 (153 amino acids)
Source: RefSeq, a predicted model, not a curated record